CAAGUUACUUCCUGGUCCUGUUUCUGUAACAAGGAUACAAUAGCACAGAACAGAGUUAAGUACAUUUAGUCUUUUUUAUUUUUUUGAGAGUAGAUCAGUAUUUGUUCUUUCGUGUGGACCCCAGGAAUAAUGUCAAACACUUUCUGGAAGGUAAUGGGGAUUCAAAAAAAGAAAUAAAGGAAUACAUUAAUAGUGAAGCUAAGAAGGUAGACACAUACAUGGUCACACCAUCGUUUUAGGUUAAUUCCUGUUGAUGUACUUAUUGAUUGACUUGAUCAAGAGAUCAGCCCCUUCCAGGAUCAUCAACAUCAUUCUAUAGCCCACAGCUGGGGCAACACCAACCUGGACGACAUCAAACGUGAGAAGGGCUACAACAAGAACAAGGCCUACAGCCAAAGCAAACUGGCCAACAUCCUCUUCACUCAUCUACUGGCCAAGAGGCUAGAAGGUACCGGUGUGACUGCCUACUCCCUCCACCUGGAGUGGUCCAAACUGACCUGUGGAGACACCUCAACCCUGCACAGCAGGCUGUCAUGAAGAUGGUCAGCCCGUUCACCAAGAACUCAGUCCAGGGAGCUCAGACAACCAUCUACUGCGCUGUGGACCCUGGACUGGAGACCAAGAGUGGUGGAUAUUACAGUGACUGUGCCCCUGCCACCUGCUCCAGGGCUGCCACAGACGACAGCGUGGCUCAGAAACUGUGGGAUCUCAGCUGUCAGAUGCUCUCUAUAUCCUGGGAUUGAUGUGUGUCGACGUCAUCCAACUGCUACCUUUUGAAAUAUAGUGCAAGUUUACACAAAAUGACCAAGUGGAGAUUCCACAUACAAUUUGAGCAUUUAUUAGCUUUGAACUUUGUUCUGUAAUUGGUUGGGAAUGAGUAUAGAACAUUUUCCACAGAGAUGUAACAUUGAGCAGCUUACUCUCACAAACCAAAGAUUAUUGUUCCUGUAGACAGGUACAUAAUAUACUGGAUGUAAUAACAAUAUAAAUCUGCUUGUGGGACCUGGCGAGUUAUUGCUUGUACUCUUCAUAAAAAAAUGUAUUCUUAUGUAUUUAUAAAUGUAUUGCGGGUAAUUUGUCUGUUCUGUGACAUCACCGUUCAUUGUUGCAUCUGAUGCAGAUUUUAUUAUUCCACAUAUUACUGUUUACAUAUUACUACCUUCUCAGGAGGCUUAUCUUGUUGCCACAGACAGUAAUAGCACACUGUAUAAAAGGGUCUGCUAUCAGACCUGACGGGAAUCCAGAGCAGGAAAGUUGUUCAUGUAAAUCUACACCUUAAUUUCUUAUAGAGAAGUUACGUUGAGAAGAAAAUGCCUGGAUUCAAGACAAACUGCAUUGAAAAGCCCUUAUCAGAGGGUUUUGGAAAACUGGGCAACUUUGUUGGAAGGCAUUACUGGUGUUUUUUUAUUAUUCCUCUGUUGGUGUCAGCCGGUCUCGGAGGAGGAUUCUACUUCCUCAAAGACAGAGAGGCAAAUGGAAUUGAAGAGCAGUUUACACCCGUGAAUGGACCUGCUAAAGACGAGAGACUCAUUGUCAAAACUAACUUCCCAAACAAUGACAGCGAAUUCUCUCGCUUGAGACUGUAUACUGAAGGGACUUUUGCAUCUCUGAUUUUGAGUGACACAGAAAAUGUGCUCUCAAACAAAGGUUUUGCAAAGAUUGUUGAAAUGGACCAACUUGUUAAGGAUAUUAAAGUAGCAACAAUUGGCUUCAGUGACAUUUGUGCUAAGAUUGCUGGAGAAUGUAUGACAAAUUCCAUUUUUUACAUUGUUAAAACUCCUGCUGAUGCUGAUAGCACACCCAUUACAUACCCAUUUAAUGGUAGUAUUUUCACUGCCUCUGAGAUUGGUGGUGUGAAACUUAAACCAGGGUCAGAGCAAAUUGAGAGUGCAAAAGCUAUCAGGCUAUUUUAUUUCUUAAAUGAUGUGAACCAGACUGUAAAUACAAUUUGGCUGACAAAGUUCAUCAACAACAUUUCAAAAAUUGAAGAUAACGAGAUGUCAGUUUCUUAUUUCACUUCACUAUCAAGGGAAGAGGAAUUUGAAAAGAGCACAGACUCCAUCAUUCCUUUGUUCUCAGUGACGUAUACCAUCGCCAUUACUUUUUCUAUCAUGUCAUGUAUGAGGUUGGACUGUGUGAGGAAUAAGGUGUGGGUGGCCACCUUCGGUGUCCUCUCAGCAGGCUUGGCAGUGGUGUCCAGUUUUGGGUUGUUGCUCUACUGUGGGAUGCCCUUCGCUACCACUGUGGCAAGUGCUCCGUUUUUGAUUCUGGGAAUCGGUGUUGAUGAUAUGUUCAUCAUGAUUUCUUGCUGGCAGAAGUCUCAAGUUAACCACAGAGUAGAGGACCGUAUGGCAGAGACGUACAAAGAUGCAGCAGUUUCCAUCACCAUCACAACGCUGACCGACGCCUUGGCUUUCUAUAUUGGUCUCUUAACUCCCUUUGCCUCUGUGCAGUCUUUCUGUAUGUAUACUGGCACUGCAGUUGUAUUCUGUUACUUGUACAACAUCACUUUCUUUGGUGCGUUCUUAGCACUGAACGGACACAGAGAGAAAAGCAACAGGCACUGGCUGACCUGCAUGAAGGUACCAGAACCCAGCUCUGCCCAGUACAACACAUGUAGUGAAGGGGGCUACUAUGUUAAAGACACAGGGAAGGAAGAACCAAUGCCAAUCAACAACUUUUUCAAAAACUAUUAUGGGCCAUUUCUGACAAAGAAGUUGACCAAGGGGUUUGUAAUGCUCCUCUAUGCUGGGUAUUUGGCUGCAAGCAUUUAUGGCUGCUUCCAAAUGAAAGAGGGCAUCGAUCUGAAACAGUUAGCAACUGAUGGUUCAUAUGUGGGUAGCUAUUAUGAUGACGAAGACCAGUACUUUUCAGAAUUCGGCCCAAAUGUGAUGGUUGUUGUGACAGACACACACUUCCUAUACUGGGAUGCUAAUGCCCGGGACAAACUUGAUGCUUGUCUUCACAAGUUUGGGGAUCUAACCAUUGAUAAUCGACCACUGGUCGCCGCAAAUAUGACUAUAUCUUGGCUAAAUCAAUAUAUGACAUAUGGAAAUGCAAUAAGUUUGAAUCUUACUGACAAAAAAAUCUUCAUUGAUAAUUUACCAAUUUUUUUCAAUCUUUCAUCUGCCACACACGCUUUUAGACAGGAUGUGAACUUUUCAGUGACUGAAGGGCAUAUUUAUGCCUCCAGAAUGUUUGUCCAGACAGUUGAUAUUCGGACAGCCAUUGAUGAAAAGAACAUGCUGAAUGAGUUCAGAAAGACAGCUGAAGCCUGUCCUGAGGCCUUGGUUGUCUACCACCCUGCUUUCAUUUUCUUUGAUCAAUAUGUAGUCAUUGUUACUAACACCAUCCAAAACAUUGUUGUGGCCACUGUUGCUAUGCUGGUCAUCUCUCUUCUGCUAAUUCCCAGUCCCAUAUGUUCCCUAUGGGUGACCUUUGCCAUUGCCUCGGUCAUAGUUGGAGUUGCUGGUUUCAUGGCUUUAUGGGAUGUUAACCUAGACUCUGUCUCCAUGAUCAAUCUUGUCAUCUGCAUCGGGUUCUCAGUGGACUUCUCAGCUCACAUUUCUUAUGCCUUUGUCACAAGCAAACAGCCCACAGCUGAUGACAAAUUAAUAGAGGCUGUUUUUAACUUGGGGUAUCCUAUCAUUCAGGGGGCUCUGUCUACUAUUUUAGGAGUAGUGGUUCUGUCUGCAUCUGAGAGCUACAUCUUCAGAACAUUCUUUAAAAUAAUGUUCCUGGUCAUCUUGUUUGGGGCUUUACAUGGUGUGACUUUUAUACCAGUGUUUUUAACCUUCUUUGGAAAAUGUAGCACUCAAAUCAGUGAUGAAAUGAAGGACAUUGGACAGUCAGAAACAUCAAACCCACCAGUUAACACUUAUGCAAAUCAGAUGAGUAACGGCAAAUACAAUCCUAAUUUAAAUGUUUAA
Hypomesus transpacificus is the source of this 3929-nucleotide messenger RNA. Its product is annotated as patched domain-containing protein 3-like. The coding region runs from base 1311 to 3929 and encodes 872 amino acids. The transcript has 6 exons. NCBI's taxonomy places the organism in Eukaryota, Metazoa, Chordata, Actinopteri, Osmeriformes, Osmeridae. The record is from RefSeq and is a predicted model, not a curated record. Gene Ontology annotation, cellular component: membrane.